CGAAGGUUUGGCAACCGCGAUGCGUGUGAAGAGAGACGGCUAGGGUGUGGAGUAGCACCACUGAAGUGCACCAGUCGUUCGUAUCAUUUUCCGAAUUCUUUACUGUGGCUCUGGUGAAUGACGAUUAUAGCAUGCAAUGACUUUGCACCAGUGGAUACAUCCGCUUUAGUUUAUUUGCUUGCUUUAUUAAUUUGUCCGCUUUAAAUGAAUGGCAUGUGCAUUUUGCGAGGCUACUUGAUGUGCCAUCGGGAGUGAGUGGUUUUGGCAAUAUGUGUCGCUGGAAUAUGGUAUGCACUCGCAGGGCUUAUGGAAUAUAGCCUGGUUUGUCACAAUCUGUAUGCGUUCUCAUUCAGCCCGGUGAAAAAUAAACUCUUUCUGCUCGGCAUCAUGUUUUUACUCUGGGUAUAUAUGCUCUACUCCUGCGUGGGCUACUGUGCCACCAUGCCAAGUUUGGUCGUGGACAAUUACCGGGGAAAGGAGACAGGGUCUGUGGUCGGUAAAAGGAUAGAGAAUAACGGCAGAGUGGACCUCAUGUCCAGACUGCUCCCUAGACCCCAACCCUGGGUGGAUAUAGAAUCCGAUUACGACGAACCCUCUGUCCGGACCUCCUCCAGAGACUUGCUCAAUAACGAUAUAGACGCGUACAGAGGAGCGGAGGACUGGGACGAGAUGAGGGGCGAGGGGCAGAGAGCUCCUGAGCCCGGUGCGAUGUCAAGUUUCUCCAACGGAUCAGGGAGCAAGAAGCUUCCCCAGGCGAUCAUCAUCGGUGUAAAGAAAGGAGGGACGCGCGCGCUGCUCGAGUUCCUCCGCGUGCAUCCAGACAUCCGAGCUGUGGGAGCCGAACCGCACUUCUUCGACCGCAACUACGAGAAUGGACUGGAGUGGUACAGGGAGCUGAUGCCCAAGACCCUGGAGGGCCAGAUCACCAUGGAGAAGACCCCCAGCUACUUUGUGACCAGAGAGGCCCCGGCCCGGAUCUCCGCCAUGUCCCGGGACACCAAGCUUAUUGUGGUGGUGCGGGACCCCGUCACCAGGGCCAUCUCUGACUACACACAGACGCUGUCUAAGAACCCUGAUAUUCCCACCUUUGAGAGCCUGACCUUCAAAAACAGGACUACGGGGCUCAUCGACACAUCCUGGAGCGCCAUCCAGAUCGGCAUCUAUGCCAAGCACCUGGACAACUGGCUGCAGUACUUCCCCAUGGGUCAGAUCCUGUUUGUGAGCGGAGAGCGUCUGAUCAGCGACCCGGCCGGAGAGCUGGGCCGGGUGCAGGACUUCCUGGGACUCAAGAGGAUCAUCACAGACAAACACUUCUACUUCAACCAGACCAAGGGCUUCCCCUGCCUCAAGAAGGCUGAGGGCAGCAGCAAGCCCCACUGCCUGGGCAAAACCAAAGGGCGGACCCACCCCAACAUCCACCCUGAGGUGGUGCAGAGGCUACGGGACUUCUACAGACCUUUCAACAUGAAGUUCUACCAGAUGACAGGACAUAACUUUGGUUGGGAUUGAUGGAUGUGAAUUUGGGAAGACACCUGUUUUUUUUUCUCUCUCUGUAAUUCAAUGAAUGGCAAAAAAAAGACAUGCGAGAUAUUGCUAUAUAUAUAUGUAAAAUGUACAGAAAUCUAUUUUAUAAUAAUUUAUUUUUAUUUCUAAGCAAUUAAUUCACUAAGCUGCCUAACCAUAUUGUACAUACAUAGCAUCUGGCCCACAUUUAUUUCCUAGUUUUUUUAUUUUUACAUUCCACAUUUUAUUUUGUUUCUUUAUUCUUCCCUUAAUGGUCCCUCAUGUCAACUCAGCAGAGUUAAAAUGGUCCCUCAUGUCAACUCAGUAGAGUUAAAAUGGUCCCUCAUGUCAACUCAGCAGAGUUAAAAUGGUCCCUCAUGUCAACUCAGCAGAGUUAAAAUGGUCCCUCAUGUCAACUCAGCAGAGUUAAAAUGGUCCCUCAUGUCAACUCAGCAGAGUUAAAAUGGUCCCUCAUGUCAACUCAGCAGAGUUAAAAUGGU
Messenger RNA from Oncorhynchus nerka (sockeye salmon), 2003 nucleotides. RefSeq names its product heparan sulfate (glucosamine) 3-O-sulfotransferase 3B1b (gene hs3st3b1b). The record is from RefSeq and is a predicted model, not a curated record. The coding region runs from base 307 to 1509 and encodes 400 amino acids. Gene Ontology annotation, molecular function: [heparan sulfate]-glucosamine 3-sulfotransferase activity. Lineage: Eukaryota; Metazoa; Chordata; Actinopteri; Salmoniformes; Salmonidae. The transcript is spliced from 2 exons.